This is a messenger RNA of Trichoplusia ni (cabbage looper), 1690 nucleotides long. RefSeq names its product short/branched chain specific acyl-CoA dehydrogenase, mitochondrial (gene Acade). NCBI's taxonomy places the organism in Eukaryota, Metazoa, Arthropoda, Insecta, Lepidoptera, Noctuidae. Gene Ontology annotation, molecular function: flavin adenine dinucleotide binding; acyl-CoA dehydrogenase activity. Bases 94 to 1347 code for a protein of 417 amino acids. Gene Ontology annotation, cellular component: mitochondrion. The record is from RefSeq and is a predicted model, not a curated record. The transcript has 9 exons.
AAUAAACCCAGUUCGAUUCGGAGUCCGCUCAACGAAGGCGCGGCCGCAUCCAUCGCGUUGUCCAUUGCAAAUAUUAAAAAAUAAAAAACAAUAAUGUUCCCAUUACGCCGCGUUGGCAGCAAGAUUCUGGAGCAAUGGCGGGCUCCCGUGGUUGCAGCGAAAGUGCAGAGGAAUUACAGCUCGGAGGGUCCCCAGCGACCUUUGAGCGUGCUGACUGAAGAUGAACUGGCCAUGAAGGAAACAAUCAGGAAACUGGCGACAGAACAGAUCCAACCUCUUGUCAAGAAGAUGGAGGAAGAACACCGCAUCGACGACAGCGUACGACAACUGCUUUUUGAUAAUGGGCUAAUGGGUAUCGAAACCCCAACUGAAUACAGCGGCUCCGGUUGUGGUUUCCUCACUAUGAUGCUGGUGGUUGAGGAGCUCUCCCGAGUGGACCCCGCUGUCGCCGCAUACGUGGACAUUCACAACACUCUCGUCAACUCCCUGUUCAUGAAGCUCGGAACUGAAGAGCAGAAACAGAAGUAUCUGACGAAGCUCUGUACUGAAUAUGCCGGCAGCUUCUGUUUAACGGAACCCUCUUCCGGAUCAGACGCUUUUGCCCUGAAGACUGUGGCCAAGAAAGAUGGCGAGCACUACAUCAUCAAUGGCUCCAAGAUGUGGAUUUCCAACUCUGAUGUCGCUGGCGUAUUCCUGGUUAUGGCUAACGCUGAUCCCUCCAAGGGCUACAAGGGCAUCACUUGCUUCAUAGUGGAGCGGGACUCCCCCGGACUGUCCGUGGCCAAGCCCGAGAACAAGCUCGGCAUCCGCGCGUCCGGGACCUGCAUGGUGCACUUCGACAACGUCAAGGUGCACGAGAGCAGCAUCCUCGGGGAGUACGGCAAGGGCUACAAAUACGCGGCGGGCUUCCUGAACGAGGGCCGCAUCGGCAUCGCGUCGCAGAUGAUCGGUCUCUGCCAGGGCUGCAUGGACGCCACCAUCCCCUACACCCUCGAGAGGAAGCAAUUCGGACAGAGCAUUUACAACUUCCAGGGUAUCAGCUACCAGAUCGCGCACCUUCAGACACAGCUGGAGGCAGCUCGCUUGCUGACCUACAACGCUGCCAGGCUCAAGGAGAACGGCCUGGAGUUCGUCAAGGAAGCCGCUAUGGCUAAAUACUACGCCUCAGAAAUCGCUCAAACUCUGACAUCAAAAUGCAUAGACUUCAUGGGAGGAGUCGGUUUCACGAAAGACUUCCCUCAAGAGAAAUUCUUCCGUGACGCCAAGAUCGGUACCAUCUACGAGGGAACCAGCAACAUGCAACUCCAGACCAUCGCCAAGAUCCUCCAGAAAGAAUAUAGCCAAUAGAGAUUAUUAGAAAUUAUUAUAUUAAGUAUCGUAGAUACAUGACAGUUGUAUAUAGUUUUAAAAACUCCUUUGAAAUUAUAAGUACAUGGCAAACUUUAAAAAAGUAAAUAAAAAACAUCGAAAAGAGUUGUCAGUGCAUUAUGAUUGCAUUUAUGUCAUUAUAUUACUGUAAAGUUUUUUUUUUUGUAAAAAAAACUGAGCUCAAGUAAGACUCAUAAGUACAGAUAAUACAGGGUAAAAAUAAUAUAUCUAAAGAACGAUAUCUUCCUUUUGUUACAAACAUAAGUUUAUAUUAUAUACUUUGUAUGCAAUGUAUUCCAAAUAAAAGACUUUAUAAACUAAA